AGAUGAAACGAAUUUACCUCGACCCCCAAAAUAUUAUCUUUAUCAGAUUUUCUGUUUUUCUGUUUUAAUUCUUUUUUAUCCACAAAAAUAAUGUCAACAUACACUACGACUUCCUCAGAAAAGCUUUUAUCAGCUUGUGGGGGUGCUCUCGUUACUUCGAUUAUGGUAACACCUAUGGACGUUAUAAAGAUGAGACUGCAGACCCAAAACGUUUACACUCCCCUUGCAAAAAACACUUGUUGUUUAACAUUCGACCGUUGUACAUUAACGCAGGCCAUGAAGUUCACCAAAAAGACCUUUUCGAGCAGAGGAAAAGUACAAGUAGCCAAACUACAUGAAUGUGCUCUACAACGUACCGCAAUAAAUUCUCAAAUUUUCAAAGGAACCUUUGAUGGUAUUUACAAAAUUGUGAAAUAUGAAGGUGUAGCUGCAUUAUGGAAGGGAUUAUCACCAGCAUUGUUGAUGUCUGUUCCGGCCAAUGUCAUUUAUUUCGUGGGUUAUGACUAUUUGAAAGACAUCAUUCAACCUUUUACUCAAACGAACCAAGCUGAUUAUUCACCCCUAUUGGCUGGUGCAUUCGCAAGAACAGUUGCCGUCACGAUGAUCUCACCUAUUGAGUUAUUCCGCACUAGACUUCAAGCAACUGCAACUACUGGUGUCAAUGAUUUUAAACAUGUGCUUGAUGGUGUUAGAAACAUGGUAUUAAAAGACGGUUCAAAAGCCCUCUGGAGAGGAUUGCCUCCUACCUUAUGGAGAGAUGUCCCAUUCUCUGCCAUUUAUUGGAUGGGUUAUGAAAGAUGCAAAGUGACUCUUGAAUCGUCUAACCGCCUGGCUUUGAGCGAACUCGAAGUUUCUUUUGCUGCGGGUGCCAUUUCAGGCAUGUUUGCUGCUGCCAUUACAACACCAUUUGAUGUUGCAAAGACUAGAAGACAAGUUGAUGUUGGUAGAGAGACACCCUCAUUAGGCGACUCUAGAGUUCCUGCUAUCCUCAAACAAAUCUAUCGGCAAGAUGGUGUUAGGGGCUUAUUCAGAGGAUUAACCCCCAGAGUAGCUAAAAUUGGCCCCUCUUGUGCAAUCAUGGUUAGCAGCUAUGAAAUGGGAAAAAUAUUCUUCUCCAAACAAAAGGAACUUUAGAUCCUCAAACCUUUAAAAUAUUCAUACAUUUGUCCAUAUAAUUCUUUCACUUACUCAUUUUAUAUAACCUUAUCCCCCUCUUUAAUAUCCCCACCCAACUCUCCAAGAAAAAAAAGUUUCUCCAUUGUAAUAAACUGACACAUUGUCUUUGCUAAAUUGU
Mucor mucedo is the source of this 1294-nucleotide messenger RNA. RefSeq names its product mitochondrial carrier domain-containing protein. The record is from RefSeq and is a predicted model, not a curated record. Lineage: Eukaryota; Fungi; Mucoromycota; Mucoromycetes; Mucorales; Mucoraceae. Gene Ontology annotation, biological process: mitochondrial transmembrane transport. The transcript is spliced from 4 exons. Bases 91 to 1134 code for a protein of 347 amino acids.